Bolinopsis microptera is the source of this 1937-nucleotide messenger RNA. RefSeq lists its product as uncharacterized. Lineage: Eukaryota; Metazoa; Ctenophora; Tentaculata; Lobata; Bolinopsidae. The transcript has 7 exons. Bases 23 to 985 code for a protein of 320 amino acids. The record is from RefSeq and is a predicted model, not a curated record.
AAUAUAUUUAAGAAAGCAGUAGAUGGAAAGAGAGAGUGAAGUAGGAAGUGGAUCUGGCGAAGUUAGUGGGGGUGGUGAGGCCCCGGACACACCUAAUGUCCCUUCAGAACCCUCAGAACCCUCAGAACCAGAAGACCCCCCGGAAGGACCGAAAGACCCCCCGGAAGGACCGGAAAACCCCCCGGAAGGACGUUACGGAACAGUUUGUGUAGAGGACAGUCCUGAACUAUUCCCUUUCUUAGUCGAACAGUUCUUUCAGCUAAAGUCCCAGUUUCCUAGUAUCUGCUGUGGUUCUAUCUACGACGAUGUCGACACUUUCUGCAGGACGUUUGGUGAGAGACUGCUAGUGAUGGUAGAUUGGAGUGACUUGAGUGUGGUUGCUGGAAUAUCCUUCAGCUUGUUCCCUAAAACCUCGUCUCUCUACGUAGGUUACAUGAUAACAGAGCACAGACUUAGAGGAAGAGGCUUCAUGAAGAUACUGUUCCAAGAAAUGAAAGACUAUGCUGAGAAGUUGUACCCAUGGGCCUAUAAUAAGGGGUUUUGUUCAAUAGUUGCGGAGACGUUAGUACACCCUCUACCCGAGUACAAGGAUUACUUUAGCACCUGGGAAAACAUUCAUAACACCCACUCUGCACUUAACAAGAUAGGUUUCUAUCAGUGUGCCUUUAACUACGUGAUGUACGGGGAGGUGGAGGACGAUGGUCUGAUAACAAAGGGCUCCACUGAUUACAUCAUGAUGGUACACAAGGACAGUACCAACAUCUCCAAGAGCAAGCAUCCCAACUUUAGUUUGGAAAUUGACAGCUGGUUUUUGGAGUCGGUGAUGUAUAACUUUGUGAGAAUGGAUCUUAAGACCUGGACACCAGCUAAUUUGGGAGAGGAGUUCUUAGCCUCACUCUCUUCUAUUCCUGCCGACAAAUGCUCCAUUCGACAACUCCUCCCCUUUUACAGGACUGAUAAACUUUAUCCGGAUCAUCUGAAAUGACUAGCACGGAGCAGCAACAUUGAUAUGACCUAUUUCCAUGACAACAAGGGACCACCACCAAGCAAGCUGGUUACAAACAAGUGCAGUGAACCUACCUCCUUCAGUGAAAUUAAAACUCAGUCACUACAAGCACUGUGCGAGUCUAGGAGGUCAGCAGAGACCCUGCUUAGGAGCAAGGUGACCCCACUCGUUAACAGCAUGAGGAUUGGUGGGAAAUCUACUACAAAGUCCUGCGGAGUGAAGAUGAAACAGAGAGAAAGAAAGAAAGAGAAAGACCGUUUAAACUCGUGGGGUUCCAGUAGUAGCGACUCCAGCAGCAGUGAGUUAAGCUGCAAGGGAGGUACCCGGGGUUACACAUUCAGUGAUUCUCUGUGAUAUAUCGGACCUAAAACAACCACACGUCUGGGUAACAAGACUCUCUGGUGUUAGAGGCUGGUGAUGUAAUAGCGAGGUAUUACAGACCACAUGUGAGCCGCGCAGAAGCAGCAGCAUGUGCAGACACCACGCUUAAUCCUUCUGUUUAUACGCAGCCUCAUAAGAGGAGUAGUGUGAUAACGCUGCUUUGCAAGUAUCACGUGUAGUGUGAAUAAGUAUUAGUAAGAAGAGAAUUUUGAAAUGGAUUAGAAAUGAACUGGAGAUGGUGUAUAAACAAUACAAACAAUAUUAUUAUGUAAUAUCAUAUUUUACCGUAAAACUGAUGUGAGAUAACUGAACAGUUUAUAUUCAAUUUGGGCAGUAAAUGAGAUGAAAGAGAUAAGAACUCUCCGUAGCGAUGCCAAGUGUCCUCGACACUGGGCAGUGGACAAUGGGCAGUCCCUUCCAACAGAGGUGCUCUUUUUGCGGGGGACGAAGGUGCGCGUGGGGACGAAGGUGCGCGUCUUAAGCGCCCACGUGAACAAUGCGAUUCAAUAGAUAACUACGUCAGGCGAUCACAAAUGAAAAUAAUUUCUCA